AUACCCCAUUUGGCCAAUCUUCCAUCAAAUUGUCUUUCUUCAAAGUCUUGUUUCCCCAUGUCUGAGUCAACUUAACGUGUCCAAAAGAUAAACAACAUUAAUGCAAUCCCAUUGCCAAAUAAAUCCAAAAAAACAAUAAAACAAACUCUGCAGAAUUCAGUUUUUUUCUUUUAACUAACAUUCUUGCUUAUUCUUGUUGUUUAUUUAAUCCAAAAGGGUUCAUCAUGGAUAUGUUCUCUUGUUUUUUCGUCUUCGUUUUGUUUCACUUUUGGUGCUUUGAUUCAGCUCAAGGACAGAACACAUCCUACCCAAACUGCACUAAAGAAUUCCAGUGUGGGAACUUAAGAAAUUUGAGUUUUCCUUUCUACAAAUCCACUGAACUUGAUUGUGGAUUGUCCAAAGUUGAUUGUGAUGUUAGUCCAAAUCCUAUUAUUGAAUUAGAAGGGGUGAAAUAUCAAGCUCUUUUAAAAGCUGAUGUUUUUAUCAGACUUAAGGACACUAGUCUUGGAGAACUUUUGAAGAAGAACAGUUGUGAGACUUUUGAUAAAAAUUUCUCGAUCGCUAUUUCUCCUUCAAUAACAUAUAGAUUUGAUCCCUUACUCACUUUGUUCAAAUGCAACAGAAACCAAAAGAGUAGAAAUGAAGAAUUUUUCAACUCCAGCAGUUAUCAAAGUUACAAUGUCUGUGAUAGUUUCAUAUUAUACUAUAACAUCUCCAUCCAUUAUUAUCAAGUAUCUGAAAUUCCUAGUAGCUGUUCAUUUAUUCAGUUGCCUUUGACAUCAAAUUCAGAAGCAAAAACAAAUGGAAGUGGCUUAUUUCAUCUGUUAACUGAUGAAGUUAUGCUAGGAUGGACUGUGUCUGAUGAGUGCAAUCAGUGUUAUUAUACCGGAGGAAGGUGUCAAACAGAUAAUGCUACUAAUAGAUUUCUUUGUUCUGAUACCAAUGGUGGUCAUAAAUUUGCGAAAGUGAUUGUUGCAGUUUCAGUAUUUAUCGGUUCUGUUGUUGGACUUUGUGCAAUUGCCUGUGUUCUAUGGUUUUACAUGAGGAGGAGAAAUGGUUCUUCACCAUUUAUUUCAAGAAAUACAUCUGGUAUUUCAAUGAUUCAUCACGAGCUCGAGGAACGUUGUGAGUACCUAGGGAUUCCUGUAUUCUCCUAUGAAGAACUUGAAGAAGCCACCAACAAAUUCAGCUCUUCUAGAGAACUUGGUGAUGGAGGUUAUGGAACUGUGUACUAUGGAAAACUUAAAGAUGGAAAAGAAGUUGCAGUUAAGAGACUUUAUGAGAACAAUCACAGACAAAUGGAGCAGUUUAUCAACGAAAUUGAAAUUCUCACUCGCCUUAGGCAUCCGAAUCUUGUUACCCUUUAUGGAUGUGCAUCAAGACGUAGCCGUGAACUCUUCCUUGUUUAUGAGUACAUUCCUAAUGGAACAAUUGCUGAUCACCUGAAUGGACAUAGAGCGAAGGAUAAGUUACUAACAUGGUCUAUAAGGCUCAAAAUCGCCAUUGAAACUGCUAGCGCGUUGGCUUACCUUCAUGCUUCUGACAUCAUACACCGUGAUGUCAAAACAAAUAACAUUCUCCUGGACAAUAAGUUUUGUGUCAAAGUAGCAGAUUUCGGGCUGUCAAAAUCCUUCCCUAAUGAUGUUACUCAUAUCUCAACCGCACCUCAGGGGACCCCGGGAUAUGUUGAUCCUCAGUAUCAUGAAUGUUACCACCUUACUGAUAAGAGUGAUGUUUAUAGCUUUGGGGUUGUCCUUGUUGAGCUCAUAUCAUCAAAGCAAGCUGUAGAUAUGAACAGACAUAUGCACGAGAUUAAUUUGGCAAACUACGCGAUGAACAGGAUACUAAAAUCCGCAUUUGAUGAGGUGAUUGAUCCAUCUCUUGGAUUCGAGACAGAUGCUGAAGUUAGGAGGAUGACAACAUCAGUGGCAGAACUAGCUUUCCAGUGCUUGCAAGUUGUCAAGGACAUGAGACCUACAAUGGAAGAAGUACACGAAGCGUUGAAGCUUAUCAAAUACAGUGAAUGGAAAAAUUAUCAGAAAAAGGAUAUCAAUAGCUGCAAUACCAAGACAAGAACUGUAAAAGUUCAUCGUCAUCCUUCUGAAACGGAUGAUGCUGUGUUAUUGAAGAAAAACAUUCCAGCUUCACCUGAUACUGUGAUUGAUACAUGGGCUAGUAGUUCCACUACAACUAGUACUGGAGGGUGAUAUUUCAUAAACUCAUUUUUCCCCUUUAUGUUAGAUACAUAUCAUGAUAUCAUUUUUAUAGAGUUUUUUCAGCUUG
Solanum tuberosum (potato) is the source of this 2283-nucleotide messenger RNA. Its product is annotated as probable serine/threonine-protein kinase At1g18390. NCBI's taxonomy places the organism in Eukaryota, Viridiplantae, Streptophyta, Magnoliopsida, Solanales, Solanaceae. The coding region runs from base 225 to 2207 and encodes 660 amino acids. Gene Ontology annotation, molecular function: protein kinase activity; ATP binding. The transcript has 4 exons. Gene Ontology annotation, biological process: protein phosphorylation. The record is from RefSeq and is a predicted model, not a curated record.